AUGUUAAGGUGGUGGAAUCAUAUGAAAACGUACAGAAGUGGUAUUAUACGACCAUACAUAGUAAGAUGUAAAAAUUAUAAUAUAACCACUGCACGAUGGAUAUCCAAAUAUACUAGUGCACAUGUAAAUAGUGAAAACAAAAUAUUUUCAAAAAAAAAUUUUAAUAAUGUGUUAAUGCAAAAUUUGAAAAUUACGGAGGAGGAUGACCAGAUAAUUUGUGAGAAGAUUUUCUUCUCCAAGUACAACCUGCCUUAUAUGUUAAAAAUACCCGUGAGCGAUUUAAGACUAAUAGACACAUGCAACAACAACCACAAUCCUACUUUACUAGUUAGGAAAAAUAUGAUAUUACUAAGAACAGGUUUUAUAAGCUGUGUUAUUCGAUAUAACGAGUUGUGGUUGUUUGAUCCAAAUAACCCGUUGAUUAUUAAAGCAACCACUUUAAUAAAAGAGAAUUUAAAGGAAAGAAAAAAAAAAAAAAAAAAUUUCAAGUGUGCAUGUGGGGAGGUUAGUAAAGCUGUUAGUGUACCUGCUGAUGAAGUGGUUGGUGGAGAGACAAGUGAACCUGCCAAUGAAGCAGCUAGUGAUGCUGCUAACAAAGAAGCUGGUGGGAGUAAGAGUGCCACAAUGGUGGGGGUGGAAUAUGAUGAAAUAGACGAAAUGGGUGAGAACAGGAGGGAGGACAUAAUAAAUGAAGAAAAGGAUGCACUGCAUUACCUGAACGUAAAGAAUAAUUUUUAUAGAUAUAAGGGAAACGUCUUUUUCGAAUUUUUAUGUUUGGAUGUAUGUAUGCAGUUGUCUAUAAAGGAAUAUGAAAAUAAUUUAGACAAAAUAAAUAUGAAAAUAAGGGAAAAUAUAUUAUUACAAAGAAAAGAGGAGAACAAUGAAAUAAAUAUAUUAACAAAUAAGUUAUUACGAGAUAUGAUGAAAAUAAAAAAUUUUUUACAAAAAUUAUCCAACAUGUUAAAUGCUUUACGUAGUAAUAUAGAAAAAGUAUUAAAGAACGAAUUAGAUAUGAAAUAUAUGUACUUAACAUAUUUAAAUAAUAAUUCUAUGCAAAAAUUAAAAGAUCAUAGUGAUCUUGAAAUAUUACUAGAGACACAUAUACAAUUAACAGAUGAAAUAUAUGUACACUUAGACAAUGUCGAACAAAAAAUUACUCACUAUGAAGAAUUAUUGCGUUUAAAUCUUGAUUAUAAUAGGAAUAAAUUUAUUUUAUUAAAUGCAAAAAUUUCUUUUUCAACUUUACUCUUUUCUGUUUGUUCAGUCAUUACAAGUUUGUUUGGUAUGAAUCUCAAAAAUUUUAUUGAAAAUAGUGAUUAUGCAUUUUGCUUUGUAUCCAUUUUUGUUUCCUUUUGGUCCAUCCUUGGCAUUUAUCUUACAAGAAAUAUAAAUUCUUUGCUCAAAUUUUUCGACAAAUAUAACGUAAAAUGA
Plasmodium malariae is the source of this 1431-nucleotide messenger RNA. It is a transcript of the gene MIT1, whose product is annotated as CorA-like Mg2+ transporter protein, putative. NCBI's taxonomy places the organism in Eukaryota, Apicomplexa, Aconoidasida, Haemosporida, Plasmodiidae. Gene Ontology annotation, biological process: magnesium ion transport. The transcript has 2 exons. Bases 1 to 1431 code for a protein of 476 amino acids. Gene Ontology annotation, molecular function: magnesium ion transmembrane transporter activity. The record is from RefSeq and is a predicted model, not a curated record.